Messenger RNA from Rhea pennata, 1950 nucleotides. RefSeq names its product deoxyhypusine hydroxylase (gene DOHH). Gene Ontology annotation, molecular function: deoxyhypusine monooxygenase activity. The coding region runs from base 212 to 1117 and encodes 301 amino acids. The transcript is spliced from 5 exons. The record is from RefSeq and is a predicted model, not a curated record. Gene Ontology annotation, biological process: peptidyl-hypusine biosynthetic process. Lineage: Eukaryota; Metazoa; Chordata; Aves; Rheiformes; Rheidae.
GGAGGCGGAUGCGGCCGCCCACGUGGGCGCACGGUGGCCUCGCCGCCCCCACCCGGAAGCUGCGAUGGUACGAGCCGGCCAGCGUGGUCACGUGGGAGCGGCUGCGAUGGCGGCGCGCGGUGGCUGCGGAGUGUGACGGGAGGAGAGUGCGACUGGGAGAGAGUCCUGCUGGAGGCUUGCAUGCGACCAGCUUUCUGCUGCUGCCAGCACCAUGGUGACGGAGAAGGAGGUGGAGGCCAUCGGCCAGACGCUGGUGGAUGCAACACAGCCGCUGCCAGCUCGCUUCCGGGCCCUCUUCACCCUGCGCAACGUGGGCGGCCGCGCGGCCGUGGACUGGAUCAGCCGAGCCUUCGAGGACAGCUCUGCCCUGCUGAAGCAUGAGCUGGCGUACUGCCUGGGCCAGAUGCAGGAUGAAGCAGCCAUCCCGGUGCUGGUCCAGGUGCUGAAGGACACCCGCCAGGAGCCCAUGGUCAGGCACGAGGCAGGUGAAGCCUUGGGUGCUAUUGGGAAUUCCGAUGUGCUGGAUGUCCUGAAAUGCUAUUCGGAAGAUCCUGUGGUUGAGGUGGCAGAGACCUGUCAGCUGGCCGUGAAGAGGCUGGAGUGGCUUCAGGAGAACAAGGAGGAGCCAGGCACCAGCCCCUACCUGUCGGUGGAUCCCGCUCCCCCUGCUGAGGAGACAGACAUUGCCAAACUCCGUGAAACUCUCCUGGACGAGUCACACACUCUGUUUGACCGCUACAGGGCCAUGUUUGCCCUGCGAAACUUGGGGGGCCAGGAGGCAGUGCUGGCAUUGGCUGAUGGCCUGCGGUGCGGCAGCGCCCUCCUCCGCCACGAGAUCGGCUACGUGCUGGGCCAGAUGCAGCACGAGGCCUGCGUCCCGCAGCUGACGGCCGCUCUGCAGAGCCGCGCUGAGAGCCCCAUGGUGCGCCACGAGUGUGCUGAGGCCCUGGGCUCCAUCGCCCAGGCGUCCUGCCUGGAGACCCUGCGGGCCUUUGCCCACGACGAGGAGAGGGUGGUGCGAGAGAGCUGCGAGGUGGCGUUGGACAUGUACGAGUACGAGAACAGCUCCCAGUUCCAGUACGCGGACGGACUCUGCAAGCUGCAGGCCUCCGCCUGAGCCCUCAGAAGGGGAGCGCUGGCUGGGUGAGCUACCUGCCUCCCCUGCCCUACGUGGCCACCUCCAUCGACACACAAGGCUGGAUCUGCGCCCUGCCCUGGUGUAGAUGAAGGAGGGACCGGCUUUUGCUCUCUGGCAACGUUACGGCCUGUUUCUUCCUUCAAAUCCAGACUGAGCUGCUACUUGGCCCCUGUUUCCUGGAUCUGCCCCCCUUUUCUUUUGCUGGUAGAAUCGGCGUUGCCUGCCUGCAGCACAUCUUGAGGCUGGGGCUGGGUGGGCUCUUCUCUGCAUGUCAGAGCCCAUCACAGCUGUGUGGGGCCUGGGGCUGCUCUGGGACUGCCCUGCCAUGGCAGCUUGGUUCAAAAAGGCUCUGCUUACCUUGUUUUAGCUUUUCUGGAGGGGCUGGGGUUGGCUUCGGGCCAUCAGUCUCAUGGGUUGUAGCUGUGCAAUGUCUAGAAAUUGCUCCUGCUGUUGGUGCGGAGAUGGAUUCCUCCUUGCCAUCAUGGCUGCAGGGAUGGUGGAGGAGCUGGUGUGGGUUUGGCCUCUCCUGUCAGGGCAGGCUUCUGUGGUUGCAGCAGCCUUUGCCCUAGGUUGGAGGUUGUUUCAUGGCAAAGUCUGAAAGAUUUGGCCACGAUUUUUCUUUCUGCAGGGAACCGCUCUGUGAUUAGGGCUUACAGGGUGAGGCAGAGCCUGCCCAGACUUUCCUUGUGUUUAACCAGACCUGGCAGGGCUGAGGCUGGUGUCUCCUGCCAUCACCCAGCACCCAAAUGCCCUGGGCUGCCCCAGUGUGGAUGUGUGGUCUGGGAGGAAAUAAAACGCUGGCCUUGUGCGUC